Messenger RNA from Podarcis raffonei (Aeolian wall lizard), 2279 nucleotides. It is a transcript of the gene CLIC2, whose product is annotated as chloride intracellular channel 2. The transcript has 6 exons. The coding region runs from base 919 to 1662 and encodes 247 amino acids. NCBI's taxonomy places the organism in Eukaryota, Metazoa, Chordata, Lepidosauria, Squamata, Lacertidae. The record is from RefSeq and is a predicted model, not a curated record.
CUCUAGCAAUAAUGUGUGGGGUCGUAGGAAGGGGAUGUGGGGUUGCAGGGGAUGUGGAAGUUUCAGAUGCUUUGGGAUUUGUGAGGUUCUGGAUGUGAGGGAGUAAUAGGUGUGUUUUACCGAGGUUUGUGUUGGUAUGUGGGGUUGUAUUUGUAUGCAUUGGAGUCUGUGGGGUUGCAGGUGUGUGUUGCAGUAUGAUAUAUUAUGGGGAAAUUUUGUCAAGGGGCUGUUUUUUCCAGUUCUUUGUGUCUGAGCAUCACCAGUGUGUGGAAAGGGUAGGUAUUUCAUGGUACCCAUGACAGUUUAUUAGAUUUCUAAAUGUGCCCCUGGGCCCUCAAAAAUGGGAGUAUCUUAGUAUACUGAAAGUGCAUGAGAGAAGGUAUCACACACACCCCAGAAAACCCCCCAAAUCUAGGAGUGAUAUAUUAAAUAAGCAACCUCUUAAACCACUACAGGAAAAUCUCCGGCUUGUUUCCUGUAAUAGAAACUCUGGUAGCUGUGGAGUUGCACUCAAAGAACAGAAGUUAUUCUGGGAUGUUUCUCAGAGAGUCAGGGCAACAUCUGGCUUCCUUGAUAUACCAGAGGAGAAGGUGGUGUGUUGCUCUUUGAUAGCCCAACAUUGCUGACUCACGCCUGGAACCUGGUAGGCCUCUGUGGAAAUCCCCCCACCCCAUGGGGUCAGUCUGCACACCUCAAAGCUCCUGGCUUAAAUAGUUUGGAGGAAGGAAGGAAAGUGACGGGGGUGAACUCAUAGCCAAGUGACAUACAGUCCUGGAGAGGGACUCAUCUUCACGGCUGCCUGGAGAAAAACUCCGUACUGUCAGAACUCCCACCUGCUUCCCUGUGGACAUUUGCUGAGAGACAACCAGAGCGAAAUAACCGUUCACCAGCAGUGUUUUGCGGGCAGAAGAAGAGACGAUGGCAAGUCGACUUCGCAGCCCCCUGAAGGAACCGGAGAUUGAGCUCUUUGUCAAGGCUGGCUUAGAUGGAGAGAACAUUGGGAACUGCCCCUUCUGCCAAAGCCUCUUCAUGGUCUUGUGGCUCAAAGGCGUCCGGUUCAACGUGACAACAGUUGAUAUGACCAGGAAACCUGAAGAGCUAAAGGACCUGGCCCCUGGGACCAAGCCUCCGUUCAUGGUGUUCAACAAGGAGCUGAAAACAGACUUCCUGAAGAUUGAAGACUUUCUGGAGCAGACUCUUCCACCACCCAAAUACCCCCGGCUCACCCCACAAAACCAGGAUUCUAUGGCUGUUGGCAGGAACAUUUUUGCCAAGUUCUCUGCGUACAUCAAGAACCCCCACAAGGAAGCAAACAAAAAUAUGGAAAAGGCUUUGUUGAGAGAAUUCAAGCGCCUGGAUGAUUAUUUAAGCACUCCACUCCCAGAGGAAAUUGACCAAGAUUGUGCAGAAGAUGUGCCGGUCUCCAAGAGAAAGUUCCUAGAUGGGAAUUGGAUGACAUUAGCUGAUUGCAACCUGCUUCCCAAACUCCACAUAAUCAAGAUCGCUGCAAAAAAGUACCGCAACUUUGAGAUCCCCUUGGAGAUGACAGCAGUUUGGCGCUAUCUCCACAACGCCUACGCCCGCGAUGAGUUCAGUCACACCUGCCCAGCUGAUGAGGAGAUUGAACACACCUAUGCCACUGUGGCCAAGAAGAUGAGCUAAGAGCCAUAUUCCAUUCACAUUGGCUCCUGGCAUUUCCAACUCUCCUUCUCGAGAGGCUCUCGUCAGUGAGUUCUUUUCAUCAUGCUGGCUUCAAGAGACACCCCUCACAUUUGUUCUGGACACUCCACCACACUAGACCUAAAGGAGUUCUUCAAACUUUUUAGGGAAAAAUAAGUCUCUUCAUUCUGUCUGUUCUGUCACAUCUGAGUGCCUUCUUCCCAUGAUGUCCAGAAGUGCUAUACAUUCCACUUUGUGGUGGCAGAAGUAGCUAACAACCCAUGACCUUUGGACAUGGUUGGUAUGUGGCAGUGGGGGGCUGGUGGCCGUUGAGACUAGUAUGGCGGGUAGCUGGGAGGCCAACAGUAGGUGGAGCCAGAGCUGAUGGGUGGGGGCUGGGAAACAUACACCUGUAAAGUGCCUGCUUGGGGCCGGUGAAGGCAAUCAUCACUAAAUGCUGCCAUUUUCUAACCACAACACUCCAGGUUCCCCUUUGGCUCCAUCUCAGCUGACAAGAUUGUGCCCUAUCUGUGCUGGUUGCCCGCCCCAGUUAAUAGCUAAUGAUACUGUAUGAGGGUAGUAGCAAUAUUUGCAAUGUUUGCAAUGUAAUCAAAUAUACA